AUGAUGGAGAGCGCGCGCGCUCACGAGCAAGAAGAAGCAGAAGAAGAAAUAGCCGGCAGCCGUUCGGCAGGCCUCGCCGCUGUACCUUGCAAAGGACCCUGGCGUACCGCGAGCAGCAACGAAGCGAAGACGAAGAGUGUGGACCCAUCCAUGUCCGAAGGCGACGAGACGCUGUGGACUGCGCUCGACUCGACUCCUCCGUUGGAACUCCCGAAGCGCCCCGCGAGUCCCCCCUCGGCCCACGUGGAAAGCGCCUUCCGGUUCUCACGGCUCUCCCGGUCCCGUCGUUCCAGCGAACAUUCUCGCCGCAUCUCCUCCCUGCUCUACCAGAGCCGGAAGCACUCCUCCUGCAUCUUCUUCUACGGCGCCGUGCUGCUCUCGCUGGUGGUGCUCGCCAGCUUCGUGGUGUUGUUCUUCCUGCGCGACAUCAAGGCAGCCAUCGUGGCGCGACGCGCCGUCGACGUGUGCGGCACCGACGACUGCAUGAUGCACGCCAGCGAACUGCGCGCCCGCAUGAACACCGCGGCCGAUCCGUGCCACAGCCUGCACGCCUUCGUCUGCGGCGGCGCCCCCAGGGCCACGCAGCGCAGCGAGGAGAGGCGGUCGGCGCGCAUCUACGGCGAGGUCAUGGCCUACGACUCGCAGAAGUACCGCACGGCCGGCAACUGCAGCCACCAAGAGUCGCACGCCGAUGUGAAGGCCCUGUCCGCGUACACGACGUGCCUGGAGAGAACUUCCCAGCCGUCUUCCGAGACCGAGGUGCAAGCGAUCCAUUUCACGGACUUCAUGAAGGCACGACGAAUACCGUGGCCCAACGAUCCGCCGGAGAACGUCGACCUCCUGGACGUCCUGCUAGAUCUGGUGCUCAACUGGCGGGUCGCCCUGCUCUUCGACUUGAGAAGAAGCACGAGGAAGUUCCACACAGCCAGUUUCGUGUUCCAGGAGCCCGGACCGUUGAUCGAACUGCGAAGACAGCAGGUUGCUCACGUGUACGAGGUCGAGAAAAACACCGAGCAUCUGGUUUUAACUGCCGCCAUGUUCCUCGGCAGCAGCGGAGAGGACAUGUCUAAAGAAAAGAUCGACGCCCUGCGUCGCGACGAAAUGACGCUCGCGUCGAACCUGGCCGCAUGCAGCGACGAACGAGGCAACGACGUUCUCGUCACACUGAAACAUAUCGAGGAGUUGGCUCCCAACGCCAACUCUACGUCUUGGCUGACGCUCCUCAAACGUCACCUGCACGACAAGUCGUUGACGUCGGAAACGAAGGUAUUCGUGUACGAUGAGCAGCGCCUGAAGGCGUUGUCGGAAGCUCUCACCUUGCUUCCUGCGGCGAGAAGUCUCAACGUGAUCGGGUGGAUGUUUGCCUACACGUACAUGUGGGUGGUAAACCCUGCCUUCGAUCAGCUUCAGCCAAGCGAUGACAACGAAUCCGACUACUCGCUCAACAAGACACUCUGCUUUCUCGCCGUCCACGAAUCGUUCGGCCUGCUGCAGAUACUGCACAAUUUCGUCAAGCGCUUCGAGCACGGCGACAUCCAGAUGACCUCGAAAGUGCUGCAGAAUACCGUCGACACGUUCGCGCGGCUCGUCCAGAAAUCGGACACUAUCACCGAAACGACAAAGGCGACAGCGGUGGAGAAGAUCUCGAGCGUGUGCCAAGAACGGUGCACUGUGAGGGUGUCCAACAGGCGUCUUUUGGACUGGCUCUACAGGAGCUUUCCCAACAGUUCUUCGAGCUUCUUCGACACCUGGCUCAGCACCCGAAAGGCUCUCGUCACCCUGCUCAAGUCGGGCGAUCCCCACCCAGUGAUGACGGCGCGUUUCGCUUGGCGCAACCGAAACAUCCACUACCUGCAUACCAUCAACUUCCAGCAGGUCAGGAUGUUCGCCUUCUACCCACCCUCGUUCUACAUCCACGGCUCGCCCUCCAUGUCGUACAGCGGACUGGGUUUCCAAAUGGCCAGCAGCAUCGUCAAGGCUAUCGUAGGCCACGGUCGAGGCAUUGACGAGAACCUCUCCAAGCGCUUCUGGUGGUCCUCUCUCAAGAGCUGCCGCUGGGACGAAUCGAGCUCGCCGCACGAGAAGCGCUUCAUUGAGGAACUGUUCGCCCUCAAGCUCGCCGUUAAAGCCCUGGAAAGUGCGGUCGGCAGUGACAAGGCGUUCUUACAGCUGCGGUCCUUGGAGACGCUGACGGGAAGGCAGACCUUCUACGUCAGCUACUGCAGCCGGUUCUGUUAUCGCGUCGACGGCGAAAACUGGUGCAACCUCGCCAUGCACGAGGAAGGUUACAUCCGGGCCUUUGGCUGCCAUUCCGCGUGGGCGAGAUACAGUACAGUUGAACCAGAGUGUCUUGUGGUGUAG
Molecule: messenger RNA, 2361 nt
Organism: Rhipicephalus sanguineus (brown dog tick)
Lineage: Eukaryota; Metazoa; Arthropoda; Arachnida; Ixodida; Ixodidae
Product: endothelin-converting enzyme 1-like
Exons: 3
Coding region: 1-2361 (786 amino acids)
Biological process (GO): protein processing
Cellular component (GO): plasma membrane
Molecular function (GO): metalloendopeptidase activity
Source: RefSeq, a predicted model, not a curated record